UGUUGCUGUUUGAAGUGUUUGGAAAGAUGCUAGAUUACAGAUCUACACAUGAUCGUAUUUUUCUUGAGGUUCUGGUUCGGUGAGCGAUCAUAACAGUUACUAAUUACAUAAGGCACUAUCACUGGAGCGGUGCUUUGUGCACUGCGAAGCUGAGUGGCGACUCUUGGGUACGAACGGAUAGGCCCUGUGCGGGCCUAUUUCAGGGUCGAUGGCAGCCGAAGGGUUCGGCGGUGGUGAGGCGGCCAAGGCUCAGCGUCACCUGACUCUGCUGCGACAGGAGUAUGUUAAGCUGCAGCAGAAACAUGCCGAGCUGGAGCAGAAGUAUAGCAUAGUGGCGUCAGCGGCCGGGCACCUCGGCACGGAUCAUUACGUCACGCGCCUUAUGCACACCAUCGAGGAGCUCUUUGAUCGCGAGCACUUCAGUGACAUCACAGUGAACUUGGACGGCCGUAAGCUUCACGCACACCGCAUCGUGCUGGCCGCUCGCGGUGGCGUGGAGCUCUGGGGUGACCAGCCGCUGGCCGAGAUCACUGAGUUUGAGCUGAAGGAGGUCAGCUACGAGGUGGGAUACGCCCUAAUGCGAUGGGUGUACACCGAUCGCUUGGAACUGCCGCCGCGUAUCGAUUUUGUUCUCCAAUUGUUGACGGCAGCCGCCAAAUACAGGCUUACGUCGCUACUGAACAAGUGUGAGAAUGGCCUGGUAUCCAUGGUAACUGUAAAGAACUGCGUCCGACUGUUUCAGGUGGCCAAUGAUACCAAUGCCAAGGACCUACGCAAGUACUGUCUGGAAAUGAUCACCAACCAUUGGGAUGAGUUAGACACGGCAUGCUUUGCGGACAUGAGUGCACAGCUACUGUACGAAAUGUUCAAAGACAAGACACACUGUCCACUGCAUCUGGCAAUCCAACAUCAGCGUGAGGACAUUGUAUUUCUCUAUCUCAUUGAGUACGACAGUGAGUUGUCGGCCAAGCUAAACGAGCGCAACGAGGCUGACUCACUACCUAUUGAGCUUGCUCUACGUGUGCGCUGUCACAGCAUAGCUGAAACACUCGUCAGUCACGGCUGUAACCUGGAUAUGCCGAAUGACAAGGCUGGAGGUGAAUGUCUACUACACUCCGCCAUACGUCGAGGUGACCAGUACGCGGCCGACUUCUUGAUCACACGUGGUGCUAGCGUCAACGAGGUCACCACGGAUACGAGAGAGAGCGCCCUGCACCUGACGGCGAGCUACGACUCCAACGCGGCCCUGGCACGCCUGUCGUCGCCCGGGCAACGGGGCAGCACGCAUAGCGCCACCACCACUUACCCGGCGGAGAGCAUGGCGGAGGUCGCAAAGCUGUUGCUAGGCAAUGGGGCCAACGCCAACAUGCAAGACAGUCAGGGCAGUACUCCUCUUCAUCGGGCCAUCAUGUCACGCAAUAAGACCGUGUUUGAUAUCCUGCUGGCUCAUGAUAGACUGGACUUGGAACUGCGUGACAAGGAGCGUCGCACUCCCCUCUGGCUGGCGUUGGAGAGUGAGUCAAACGAGGGCGGUGGCCGAAUGGACGUGGACUCGACGGCGACGAUAUCAGCCAGGCUUGUUGCACGCGGCAGCAGUGUGGAGGCAGUGGACCCGAUGUCAGGUACCUCUCUGCUACACAAGGCGGCCGCUGCUGGCUUUGAGACGGCGGCGCUGUUCCUGUGUCGUCAUGGCGCCAUGGCCAACAGUACUGAGCGCGAGAGUCGAGAGACACCGCUUCACGUAGCCUCACGUAAUGGCCUCAGCCAGCUCUGCGGUCAACUCUUGCAGAGUGGCAGUGACCCGAACGCGCGCACAGUGGCAAUACAGCGCGCACGCACGUCCAUCCCGCAGCAGCCGGUCGCUCAGAGCUCGGUGGAUGAGCCGUCGUCGCUGCGGCAUACCGCUGUUGGGGUAUCGUCCACGGCUCCGUCCGCGCAGCAUUCCGCCCAGCAUUCCGCCCAGGCGAGCCGCGCCGGUUCUGUUGAUGUGGGUGUCCCUGCUGCGGCAACGAUGGCCGUGGCAACGGUGCCUAGUGCUCACGGUGCUGUGUCGCCGCAGAGGUUUGGCCUCGGUGCCACGUCGGGCUGGAGCUCGGAUACGGACGGCAUGUCGGCGGCGCUGUCCAACCUCUCCGAUCUCACGGCGGCCGUCUCCAACACUCCCGGUGGCAAUCCGUUCUUUUCCCCCGUUGAGGAGAAUGCACCGUCUGGUCCGGGUAAUCCAUUCGGAGCUGAGACGCCGUCUGAUGGUGGCAAUCCGUUUGGUGUUGCUAGUCCGCCCAAGCCAGCACCCUCUCCGGGAAAUCCUUUCGGUGAUGAUGAAGAAGAUGACUUGUCACCGCACAGUAGAUCAGGACCGGCUAGUACCGACGGCUCAAUGUCUAUGGCAGCACGUCACCACCAGCAACAGCAGCAACACCAACAGCAGCAACCUGCCACUGCCACUGCUGCUGCAGCUAUGCCUGAACCAGCUGCCGCCCCUGCUCCGGUUGUUGAUCUACUGCACCUGGAAGCCACCGCACCGUCCAUUGGCGGACUGCGCACUCCGCUCAUGAUGGCUAUCAUCGGUGGCCAUACGGCAGUUGUCAAUGUCUUCCUGGAAUUCAGGCCAUCCACUGCACAGCACACAGCCGUGGACCUGGAGAUACGCGACGGUGACGAUGAGUCGGCGCUGGGCGUCGCUCUGAAUUGCCGUGCGUACAACAUUGCGGCCGUUCUCCUUUCGGCUGCUGCCCGGGUGGACGCGAACACGAGCAGUGGCUUGACGUUACUGCACAAGGCCAUUCUCAGAGAUGACACCGGCGCGGCGUCGUUCCUAUUGGAGCACGGUGCCAACAUCGACACCAGAACGCGAGACAACCGCUCACCACUGCAGCUGGCCAUCACCCGGCGACUACCCAGCGUUGUGGAGGUCCUCUGUCAGCGCGGUGCGGAUCUGAAUGCCGUCGAUGAGAAUGGAACCAUGCCGCUGUGGGCAGCGCUCAUGAGCAAGCAGAUGGAUAUCGCCACCACACUGGUGAAGUUUGGCUGCGACCCUAACUGCUGGACGGUAGCACCCGACGGUCUCCAACAGACGUUGCUGCACCGAGCCAUUGCCAUGCGCAAUGAAGAAGCGGCCGUCUUUCUAGUGAAGAGUCGUGCUGACGUGGACAGCUCACGCCGCAACCCAGACGGUUCUAAUGCCAGCGGUGGUAGCACUCCCUUGCACCUGUGUGCUGCCUCUGGUCUGGACCAUGUUGUGCAGUGUUUAGUAGUGGAGAAUGCAAUGGUCAAUGCCACGGAUACGGACGGCAGGGCACCGAUUCACAUCUCGAUCAGCGCCAAGCAGAACAAAGUCACGGCUCUGCUGCUCUCCCAUCCCAAUCUUGACCUGGGACUGAAGGACCGGCUGGGACAGACGCCGUUUGCCGCUGCGCUAGCUGCUAGAGACAACGACGCCGCCAACAACAUCCUUCAGCGCAGUCCAGACUCUGCCCACCAGACGGAUUCCCGCGGCCGUAACUUCCUGCACCAUGCCGUGGAGAAGGGUGACGUGGAGGCGCUGGUCUUCCUGAUGAGUGUGGGUGUUGACGUGCGUACCCCCGUACAGAACGCCAGCAACCAGUCUGCACUGCAUCUGGCCGUCAUGUCCGGAUCGGAGAUCAUCUGCAGACACUUGUUAUUGGCAGGGUGCACAGCAGCAGAUAUUGAUCACCAUCGUCGCACGCCACUACACUUAGCGGCCGGUGAAGACCAUGCUUCCAUUGCCGGCGUCUUACUGGACAAUGGUGCUGAUCCGAACAGUAUCGAUGAUAACUACGACAAUGCCCUGCACAUUUCUGUUCAAAGUGGUCACCUGUCCGUCAGCCGUAAGCUGCUCGCAGACUCUGAUGUCAACUGCGAAGUCGCAAAUCUUAGGGGUCAAACUGCUCUUCACCUACUGUGCAAUAACCCCAAGGACAACGCUGCAGCGCUGUUUGACAGCAUGAUGGAAUAUAGACCACAGUUAAAUGUCAACUUCCCCGAUGCAGAAGGAAACACACCUAUUCUCCUGGCGUACAUGUCCGGUGCUGGUAACCUGUGUCGCUCACUACUACGCCACAACGCCCACCCCGGCGUGAUCAACAAACAAGGAGUGUCGAUGUUCAACUCACCUGUGGCCACCAAGAAACUGCUCUUCCGACUGCUGGAGAUGCUUAGUAGUGAGCCACCGUGGCUGGAAGGCACGCAGUGUUACACCUGCCAAGCUAACUUUGGUAUCAAGACCAGGAAACACCACUGUCGCCACUGCGGCCGAUUGCUCUGCUCCAAGUGCACGCAACAGCAGAUGCCUAUUAUCAAGUAUGACAUCCACAAGCCGACGCGUCUCUGUGAAACUUGCUACGACGUUCUCAGCAUGCAACACACAUAGGUGGAUGUGUGUAUAUGUGCAGAUGGGGUCCAUGCAGCUCUGCGUUGGUGCUAAGCAUGUGUGCGUGUGUGUGCGUGUGUGUGUGUGUACGCAUGCUUGCCCGGAGCUACAUGUCAUUAUUCUUUCGCCUGACCGCUCCAUUGAGGCCUGAGGACUGCUGCUGGUAUUCCCAUCAAUGUUCCUCGCAUCUCUUGAACCAAAGUUCAAGAUUCUCUGGGUCUACCUGUGUUUUUUGUAUUUUAGCCGUGUCCCCUUCUGAACCAAGUGUUUCACAGUGAUCAACCUUCCUUUGUCAUGAGAAUAUUCUCUGUGCGCCUAUUAUUUUACCUUUGCACGGGCAGAUAGAGUAUUUUACCAGAUAUGCGCAUACCGCGCACGGAUUUGUGUACGUGUGUGUACGUGUGUACGUUUGUACUUGUGCCCCUUUUUUAACAUAUGAUGGAAGCUAUUCACUGUUAUGCUGUACAAGUAGUCUCUUCCUCUUCGCCAUUGCUCUCUAUUAUUUAUACAUGUUCUGAUGUGCUGUUUCCCACUGUCAGUGAGCCUGGUGCUCUCCCCGGCCCCACUGCCCGGUAUAGCACUUUGUGUGUAUUUCCUCAAUUUUUCUGUGCUCCUAGAUAAUCAUGAGUCAUAGUAGGCGAUUGUAAGUUUUGUUUUGAGAUUUUUACCCGAACCUGGGGUCGAUUGACCCCACGUGCUCACUGCCGGUUUUCUGGUCUUCCAAAAUAUGUUGGUGAUGUUUUUACGUGAAUAGCUUCUUCAGUCUUGAUAGGCAGGCCUGUGUACAGUGUUUCUGGAUAUGGACUAGGCAAAUUUUGUGUUUUUUAAUUUUUGGUUUUUGUAGUUCUUGUUAUUAUGGUUAUGGUCAGAGGCAGCUACUGGCCUGUCUGUCGACACUUGCAAUAGUGCUGUGUGAAGUUGGACUAGAA
Sycon ciliatum is the source of this 5319-nucleotide messenger RNA. Its product is annotated as rabankyrin-5-like. Gene Ontology annotation, molecular function: protein binding; metal ion binding. The record is from RefSeq and is a predicted model, not a curated record. Gene Ontology annotation, cellular component: ciliary inversin compartment. NCBI's taxonomy places the organism in Eukaryota, Metazoa, Porifera, Calcarea, Leucosolenida, Sycettidae. Gene Ontology annotation, biological process: protein localization to ciliary inversin compartment. The coding region runs from base 209 to 4390 and encodes 1393 amino acids. The transcript is spliced from 24 exons.